Mugil cephalus (flathead mullet) is the source of this 6565-nucleotide messenger RNA. RefSeq names its product ATPase copper transporting alpha (gene atp7a). The transcript has 23 exons. Lineage: Eukaryota; Metazoa; Chordata; Actinopteri; Mugiliformes; Mugilidae. Gene Ontology annotation, biological process: monoatomic cation transport. Gene Ontology annotation, molecular function: ATP binding; ATP hydrolysis activity; copper ion binding. The record is from RefSeq and is a predicted model, not a curated record. Gene Ontology annotation, cellular component: membrane. Bases 311 to 4864 code for a protein of 1517 amino acids.
AGGCUCCGCCCCUUGGCUCUGACGCUCCGCAGAGGAGCCGACGUCUGUCACGUCGGCGCAAGGAGAAGAAACAAAAACAGCUGCACACAUAGAUGAGCUCUUCUGUGAUAACAGUGGCAGCAGAAAUCACAACCCCUACGCACUCUCCAUUGUUGUUCGCCGUCAGGGCGAUGCGGCGACGUGUCUUUAUUUUCGGCUGUAACGUAGGGUGAAGAGGGGAUGCUAGCUAGCUAGCCUGCUAGCCUAAUCUGACAGCCAGCGUUAGCAGCCUGUAGCUAACUUCCUCCUGGAUUCCUGAGACUAAACAAUCAUGACGCAGAAAGUGGACCUGUCUUCAGUUUCCCUCGGCGUGGAGGGUAUGACUUGUGGCUCCUGUGUCCAGUCAAUAGAGCAGCGCAUCGGCUCUCUCCGUGGAGUGAUACAUAUAAAGGUGUCUUUGGAGAAGGGAAAUGCCACGGUCAUAUAUGACCACAGUCAACAGAGCCCACAGUCUCUGUCGGAGGCCAUCGAGGACAUGGGCUUUGAAUCAAGACUGUCGGAGUGCAGCGCAGCCGCGUCGGUCUCUACAGAUACCCAGCUGAUCACCACCUCAGGCCUAACACCUGCAGCCCAACGAGAAGCCUCGGAGAAGCUCUCACAGAUUCAAGGAGUGCUGGAUGUCAGAGAGAACCUGCCUCCGACGGGUCUCACUGUCACGUUUAUUCCUUCCCUGACUUCUGCGCUGCAGCUUAGCGAGGUCGUAUCCAGUUUAACACCCGCAGAUGUGCCCGCUCCCAGUAGCCCUACACAAAAAGGCCUAGCCUUGUCUCCAUCUCACACCAACACGGGAAAGGGGGUGACUGUCCUGAAGCUGUGCAUCGAAGGAAUGACCUGCCACUCCUGCACCACCACCAUUGAAGGGAAGAUUGGGAAACUGAAAGGGAUUGAAAAGAUCAAAGUUGUUUUAGAUUCUCAGGAAGCUACAGUCGUCUACCUGCCUUACCUCAUCACUGUUCAAACCAUCAUCGACCAGAUUGCUGUUGCCGGAUUCAAGGCCUCCGUCAAGUCCAAGCCGCAGCCUCUGCAGUUGUCUCCCAGCGAAAUUGAACGUUUCGCCGAUUCUCAAAAACCGACGGUUUCGUCUCCGUCGGAAACAUCAGAGGAGACGGAAAUCUUCAUAGACACGACGCUCGUCGCGCUCAGGGUGAAAGGCAUGCACUGCCGUUCCUGUGUGGUCAAUAUUCAAGACAAUAUCUCAGCGAUGUCUGGUGUUUCGUCGGUAGAGGUCUCUCUGGAGAAGGAGAUGGCCUCUAUCUGCUACGAUCCUCUAGUGGUCACAGUGACUCAGCUGCAACAGGCAAUUGAGGCGCUGCCUCCAGGAAACUUUAAAACUCAACCCUGGGACUCUUCUGGCCCCGUCUCCACAUCACCUACGCCUGCCUUACCUUCAUCGCGGCCUGCGGGAGCAACCCAGGCCAAACACGCUUCCCCGGAGCCUUGUUUUACUCAGCCUCUCGCUGCUGUAACUAAUAUUCACAUCGAGGGCAUGACAUGUAACUCCUGUGUCCAGUCCAUCGAAGGCAUGAUCUCUCAAAGGAAGGGGGUAGUGUCAGCCCAGGUGUCUCUGGCUGAUCACCAGGGGAUCUUUGAGUAUGACCCCCUUUUAACCACACCAGAGGAGCUGAGAGACGCUAUAGAAGAUAUGGGCUUCGAUGCUUUUCUACCUGAGACCAAUUCUCUGCUGCCUACUUCAGACCCUUUGUCGUCAGGGUCUUCAAGUAUUACGCCUGUCAAGGGUAAGAAGCUGGACGGCGACAAAGACACGCUCCAGGGCUUCAGUGGAGACACACACUCUAAAUGCUUCAUCCAGAUCGGAGGAAUGACCUGCGCUUCCUGUGUGGCAAACAUCGAGCGAAACCUCAAGAAUGAACUUGGUAUCUCGUCUGUUCUGGUUGCACUAAUGGCCGGUAAAGCAGAGGUCAGAUAUAACCCCGAAGUCAUCGAUCCAGGGAAGAUAGCCGAGUGUGUGACGGAGCUGGGCUUCUCCGCCUCCGUUAUGGAGAACUAUGAAGAUUCAGAUGGAAACCUGGAACUAGUGGUCAGAGGAAUGACAUGUGCCUCUUGUGUUCACAAAAUCGAAUCCAGCCUUAUGAAACAGAAGGGUAUUAUAUAUGCCUCCGUUGCCUUGGCAACUAACAAAGCACACAUUAAGUACGACGCUGAAUACAUAGGCCCGCGAGACAUCAUCAAGCACAUUGAGAACCUAGGGUUUGAAGCAUCUUUGGUAAAGAAGGACCGCACUGCCAGCCACUUGGACCACAGCACAGAGAUCCGACAGUGGAGGAAGUCGUUCCUCGUGAGCUUGAUUUUCUGCGUGCCUGUAAUGGGUAUGAUGCUCUACAUGAUCAUCGUCGACCACCAGAUGAAUGUUUCCCAUCACCACAACUCCACAGUAGAAGACCUCAAUCACUACCACUCCACCAUGUUCCUGGAGAGACAGCUUUUCCCAGGCCUCUCCAUCAUGAACCUCAUCUCUUUCCUCUUUUGUGUGCCUGUGCAGUUUAUUGGAGGUCGCUACUUCUACAUCCAAGCUUACAAAGCAUUGAAACACAAGUCUGCCAACAUGGAUGUGCUGAUAGUUCUGGCGACUAGCAUAGCCUUCACCUACUCACUGGUCAUCCUUAUAGUGGCCAUGGUGGAGAAGGCGAAAAUCAACCCCAUCACUUUCUUCGACACACCUCCUAUGCUGUUCGUCUUCAUCUCUCUGGGACGCUGGCUGGAACAAAUAGCCAAGAGCAAGACGUCCGAGGCCUUGUCCAAACUGAUGUCUUUACAAGCUACUGAGGCCACAGUGGUGACGCUGGGCAGUGAUAUGUCUAUACUCAGUGAAGAGCAGAUGGAUGUUGGCCUGGUGCAGAGGGGCGAUGUGGUGAAAGUCGUUCCUGGGGGGAAGUUCCCAGUCGAUGGGAAGGUCAUUGAGGGAACCUCCAUGUCUGACGAGUCUCUCAUCACAGGUGAGGCCAUGCCGGUGACAAAGAAGCCCGGGAGCACGGUCAUCGCAGGCUCCAUUAACCAGAACGGCUCUCUGCUCGUCAGCGCUACACAUGUUGGCUCGGACACUACACUCGCUCAGAUCGUCAAACUGGUGGAGGAGGCUCAGACUUCCAAGGCUCCCAUCCAGCAGUAUGCAGAUAGGAUCAGUGGCUACUUUGUACCCUUCAUCGUUGUCAUAUCUUUUCUUACGCUGAUCGCCUGGAUUAUUAUUGGGUUUUUGGACUUCUCUCUAGUGGAGCUGUACUUUCCCGCGUACGACAAAAGCAUUUCCAGAACCGAGGCAGUGAUUCGAUUCGCCUUCCAGGCCUCCAUAACGGUGUUAUGCAUCGCCUGUCCCUGUUCCCUUGGCUUGGCAACCCCGACAGCUGUCAUGGUGGGCACAGGUGUUGGAGCCCAAAAUGGCAUCCUGAUAAAGGGAGGAGAGCCACUGGAGAUGGCACAUAAGGUCCAGUCGGUGGUGUUUGACAAGACUGGGACCAUCACAUACGGAGCCCCUAAGGUUAUCCAAGUCAAGAUACUCGUGGAGGGGAAUAGGAUGCCUCGCUCCCGCCUGCUGGCCAUUGUGGGUACAGCAGAGAACAGCAGUGAACAUCCUCUGGGAGCAUCUGUCACCAGAUACUGCAAACAGGAGCUCGGCACAGAAUCCCUCGGCACAUGCACCGCCUUUCAGGCAGUGCCGGGAUGCGGCAUCCAGUGCCAGGUCAGCAACACGGAGUUUCUUCUAAAGCAGGGGGACAGCGACAGUGAGGACAACAACCAGCGCAACAGUGUCCUCGUCCAGAUCAGUGACACCCGUUUGUCCACCACCGCUCAUCCUCUCAUCAUGGACCCACAGCCACUGAGCGUCGUCCAGACGGCUACAUACGGCGUCCUGAUCGGCAACAGGGAGUGGAUGAGGAGGAACUGCCUGCAAGUCAGUCCUGACGUUGAUGAAGCCAUGAUAGAGCAUGAGCGCAGAGGUCGCACUGCUGUUCUAGUAGCUGUAGACAAUAUGCUGUGUGCAAUGAUAGCCAUAGCAGACACGGUGAAACCAGAGGCUGAGCUGGCAGUCCGCACGCUCACCAGCAUGGGGCUGGAAGUUGUGCUAAUGACUGGAGACAACAGCAAGACGGCUCGAGCCAUUGCUGCACAGGUUGGAAUCAGGAAGGUGUUUGCUGAGGUGCUGCCCUCCCACAAGGUGGCCAAGGUGGAGCAGCUGCAGCAGGCGGGAAAGAGAGUUGCCAUGGUGGGCGACGGCGUGAACGACUCGCCCGCUCUGGCCAUGGCCGACGUGGGCAUCGCCAUAGGAACCGGGACAGAUGUGGCCAUCGAGGCAGCAGACGUGGUGUUGAUCAGGAACGACCUGCUGGAUGUGGUGGGCAGCAUUGACCUCUCUAAAAAGACCGUCAGGAGAAUCAGGAUCAACUUCGUUUUUGCUCUUAUCUACAACCUGGUUGGAAUUCCUAUUGCUGCUGGUGUGUUCCUUCCCAUUGGUCUGGUGUUACAGCCGUGGAUGGGCUCUGCUGCGAUGGCGCUGUCAUCCGUCUCCGUGGUCGUGUCCUCGCUUCUACUCAAAUGUUACACUAAACCCACCGCUGAGUAUCUGGAGGCCAAACUGGGGACUAGCAGGCGUCAGGGCAGCCUCUCCGACGUCAGCGUCCACAUCGGCAUGGGCGACGUGCGUCGCCCCUCUCCCAAACUCAGCCUGCUGGACCGAAUCGUCAACUACAGCCGCGCCUCGAUCAACUCCCUGCGCUCCGACAAGCACUCGCUCAACAGCUUGGCGCUGAAUGAGCCCGACAAACACUCGCUGCUGGUGGGGGAGGCGCUGUGCGAGGAGGAGUUCUGCUGAACACGUGUGCUGCUCGUGUGGUCGGCACAGAUGAUUGCAGUUGGUAGAAGGCUGGACUGUGCUAAGCUGAAAGGGUAACAUUAAAUAAUGGCCCAUCCAUCCACUGAAGGUGCCCUCGGGGCAGCACUGCUUAUUUGAAGGAAGCUCGUAUGCCCCAUGUUUCCUUUUAACUCAACCAGCUGAUCAUAUGCACUACAGAGCACGCUGGGUUGACUCCUUCUCCUAAAGCUGCAGGCUGUCUUUUAUUGUGGUUGCCCUCAGGUGUGCUCUGACAAAUCCUUAGACGCUUUGAUCUGCCUACACUCUCUGACUCUCCAGAGACAUUAAACUUCUUCAGAGCCUCGAAGCAACGUCCACAUCCAGGAAGCAGAGUGACGACCACCUCUGCCACGUUGGACACUAACAAUCUACAACAUUUAUCCAAAGACAUUUAAGAGUGGACACUACAGUUAUGUUUGAAACUCAUUUUCCUCGGAUGGAAAAAAUCGUGCUGUUUUAGAAUUCCACACUAUUUAUAUUAUCAUUAUUUAUAUAUAUAUAUAUUUUUUUUCCAUUAUAUCCUCUGUGAAAAAUGAAGUUCAAAUGAAAUCCAAAUGCCAUCUUUAAUUUUUUCCAGCCUCACUUCCCGAAAUGUGUAAUUACUGAUCAAAUACAUAUGCGGUAAUUUGUAAUCGUAUCGUGAGAAGCCUUAUAACGAGCUGCAAACUGACAAAAAAAAAGAAACAAAUCGUAUGAAGUGAGUCGUAAAUGUCGGUUUUACCCAAGUGCCAGCUGAAAUGCCGACUCGGCAGUCCACCACAUUCCAAAGAGAGCCGCGUGCAGAAAGUUACCUUGGACUUAACGUGCAUAAAAUGUGAGCUGAGCGAAGGUCAACGAUUCGAAAGCAGAGUUCUGCUUAAGGUCGACUGUGAUCUGGUUCUUUUAGUUUUUUUUUUUUUUUCAGCUUCAACUGCAUCUCCGGUCAAUGAUAGAAGAUGUUUGUCUACAAAUGUGAACAUUAUUGCAUGUUAUAUUUAAGUAGAAGUUGUUACAUUGUGCUUGGAUCACUGCAUCUAUCGUUUGAAAUCAGCUUUUGCGUUUGAAAAGGCUGAGCUCUAAAUGUAUUUGUGCCCUGCUUGUUGUUACAGUAGAUGAGGUGGUGUAACUGUUCCUAAGAUUCACCUUGUUGCACUUGAUCAAAGACACGUCUGUAAACCAAGGGGAGCGGGAAACAGCAGCAGCCUGAACCCAGCUGUGUGUGUGCAGCAGUUCCACCAAACGCGUUACUGAGAUGCAAACACUGACACUUACUAUAGAACUAGUACUUAUUAUAAAAUCACAUUGUACAAUUUAAGUCAAACUGGGAUCACGCCAGUUAUAUUUUGCAAUCGUAGAUCGACUGUUGUUUCUUUAAUUAUUCUUGUUCAAUCAAUAGAAGUGACUUUAGUCUAGUUUUUUUUUUUUUUUUUUUAAAUCAUUAUCAGUCUUUGAUAGUAAAAAAAAACCCGCCAUCAGUUUGUCCUGCCUCUUUCCGCCAAUGCACUAUACUCUGUAGCGGUCACAGCUUGCUGAGUGCGAUUAAUGCCAAUCUGUUAUUUUUUUUGGUGCAAUGCUCUGUAAAGAGUCUGUGAAGUGUGCGGUCAAAUUAAGCAAAUCCAUGUUUGCCAUCUGCUAUAGUUCUUCUGAACAUUGUGUGCCUUGAAUAAAAUGCUUUUGUAAACA